CUUUCUGUUUCUUCCCUGGCUGCUCUCAAGACAUUGCUCUCAUCCGAAAAAGCUUUUCCUAAAGCUUCCAGAGUCUACGGCUGCUUCAGUGACUGUCUCUCUCUCUGUCUGUAUGUCUAGCUCUCUCUUUGAAAACUUUGUCUUUCUUUUUUCCUGAGUUUUCUUACUUUUAAAACCACACUUCAUCCUGUCAUUUCUCACAUUCCAGUCUCAGUCUUUUUUUAAUUUUUUUAUUAUUUUCUUCUGUCUUUAAUCGGAGUACCUCUCUCUUAGCUGAUACAGAUUCUUAGCAUACAAAGCUGUAUAUCUAUACUGGCACUUAUUCAUACAUCAGAAGAUGCUGGCAGAUACUAAGAGCAGACAUACAUACAGAUACAUACAGAUAUUGAGGUAAAAAGAUACUGGAACAUCUGCACAGAAAUUAGACACAAAUACACAUCCAUUACAUUGCCUGUCUGAGUAAGGGGGCACGCCAUGCACAAAUAAACGUAUAGAUACACUGGCACAAUCACACACACAAAGUGUCACAUACUUUAUGAAAAGAACAACACACACAUACUAAAGUCAUUGGCCUGAUAAAUGUACCACACCACAAGUAAACCUGAGUGACAACAGGCAAUGAGAACCAGUGAUAUUAUAUUGAAACACAUACAUGUGAGUUUGUCUGCUAUCUGAGUAUGACUCCUACACGCUGUUCUCCUGCUCUCUGCCUUUUGUUCCUCUGGUUGGGGACAUUUUUCUGUCACUUUUCCCCUUCGGUGACACGUGAGCGCUUCAAGGUGGUAUUUGCCCCUGUGGUAUGUAAAAGGACUUGUCACAAAGGCUAUUGUCAUGAUGUCUGCAAACCAGGGAGCAACAUGACGCUGAUAGCGGAGAAUGGAGGUUCCACAGACACACUCACAGGGUCUGGAUUUAGAGUGGUGGUCUGCCCAUUACCUUGUAUGAAUGGUGGCCAGUGCUCUACCAACAAUCAUUGCCAGUGCCCCCCAGAAUUCACAGGGAGAUUUUGCCAGUUUCCUGCUGUACCUGGCGGGAGUAGAGUACGAGGUGCCAUUGAGGCGAGUGAAGGAGAGGGAAUAGAGCCAUCAUCAGGGAAGCAUGCAGUCUAUGCUGUGCAGGUGAUUACUGGAGAAGAUGAUCCAGAAGGGAGAGGUGUGAAAAUCAGUCAGUCAGCACUCACGGUGCCGCUGGGACCAGGACACAGCUCUUCAGAAGUCCAGGUCCUUCCACCUCUUCUAAAUGUCAGGGUUCACCACCCACCUAAUGCAUCUAUCCAAGUUCAUCGUAUUGAUGGCCUUGGAGCUGAAGGAACAGGGGCUGGAGGACAACAUUUAAUUGCUCAUCCUGAAGGAAACAAGGCAGCAUCAUCCCGUCCUUUUACCUACAAACCUCUAGGACGAUGUUUUCAAGACACUCUGCCCAAGCAAGCUUGUGGCAGUAACCCUCUACCUGGAUUAACCAAGGAAGAGGAUUGUUGCGGCAGUGUGGGAACAGCAUGGGGACAGCACAAAUGUAAUAAGUGUCCACAGUUACCAUAUUCUAGCAUGCAGAAGACUGCACCUUUCCGAGGCGAACUUGGUUCAGAUUGCCCGCAAGGGUAUAAAAGACUUAACAGCACUCACUGCCAGGAUAUAAAUGAGUGCAGCAUGCAAGGCGUUUGUCAAAACGGAGAGUGCCUGAACACACAAGGCAGCUUCAGAUGCGCAUGUAAACACGGUUAUGUAUUCAUCGCUUCUCAGAUGCGUUGCGCACAGGACAAGUCUGAAGUGAAAAGUCAGUGCUACAGGCUGGUAGGCUCAGAAGGACAUUGUCAGCACCUUAUUUCUAAUUGGAUGACGCAACAACUGUGCUGCUGUAGUGUGGGCAAAGCCUGGGGUCCUCAGUGUGAGCCAUGCCCUGCUGAAGGCACAGCCUCUUUUGCUGAGAUCUGCCCUGCUGGGAAAGGUUACCACAUAUUUAGUACACAUCAAAUUGUCAGAAUCCAGGGUCCAGAUAUCACUCUGCAUUUGCAGCCAGACCUUGGGGACCAGCAGGCAAUUCCCCCGAUGACUCCAGAUGUGGCUCCACCUCCAAUCAUACGGGAACUGACUCCAAUACACAUAUCGGAACUUGAUUCUAAUGAAGGACAACGUGAAGUAACUGCAGCUAUGCUUCCAGCAUAUAGCCCAAACUCUGAAGAGGAAACCGUGGACUUUCCGUCUCCCUUUCCACCAAGGCCAGCCCUUGCUUUGGAGCCCACUACGAUGGCUGUCCGAAAAGAGCCUGCUGAGUAUGAUGACCGGAGCGCAGUUGAAAUGGCUCCCUUACAAUCAACGGAAACUGACCAUUGCAAGAUAAUGAGGAAUCUCUGUGGUUAUGGAGAGUGUAUAUCAACCCCUACAGGGUUCUACUGUAGUUGUAAUCCUGGUUACAACCUAGAUCCUGAGAAGAAGGUCUGUGUAGAUAUUGAUGAAUGUAAGAAUAACCCCUGUGGUCACGGAAAGGGAUUGUGCCGGAACACCGCUGGCUCAUUUAACUGUCAUUGUCUUCAUGGGUUCAGACUAAAUGUAUCACUCGGGCAGAUAUCUUGUGUGGAUGUUGAUGAAUGUUUGCGCUCAGGAAUGUGCGGAGACCCUGGCAGUUGUGUCAAUAUUCCAGGAUACUUCAAAUGUGAAUGUAAAACUGGAUACAAACUGAAGAAUAGACCACCAUUAUGUGAAGAUAUCAAUGAGUGUCUAUCACCACAGACAUGUAUAGGAGGGCAGUGCAUAAACACGCUAGGUUCUUUUCGUUGUGUGUGUCCUCAAGGUUACAAACUACACAACCAACACAAAUGUGAAGAUAUAGAUGAAUGUUCUCUCUUUCCGCAAAUCUGUUCCCCUCAUGGCAAGUGCGAGAAUCUGGAUGGCUCAUACAUGUGCAUCUGUGACAGUGGCUAUACGUCUAGUGAGGACCAUAAGAAAUGUGAGAAGGUCUCUCAAGGUUUGGAACUCAGAGAUUGCUUCCUAAGUCUGGACGACACCCUGUUCUGUGACAGUGUUCUCGCAGUGAACGUAACACGAGAGCAGUGCUGUUGUUCAUUAGGAGCCGGAUGGGGUGACCAUUGUGAGAUCUACCCAUGUCCUGUGCACAGCUCAGGGGAGUUCCUCUCACUCUGUCCUGAUGGGGUUGGAUUCAUCCUUGACCUUAACAUUAUGAGCUAUGGAAUUCCCACAUAUCGAGAUAUUGAUGAGUGUGAGCUCUUUGGACAAGAGAUCUGCAAAGAAGGAAAGUGCGUGAAUACCCAGCCCAGCUAUGAAUGUUACUGCAAACAUGGAUACUAUUACGAUAACCGAUUACUACAGUGCAUGGAUGUGGACGAAUGCGUAGAUGAGUCAAAUUGCAUUAAUGGUCAGUGUAUCAACACUCGAGGCUCUUUCUACUGCCGAUGCCCACUUCAUACGCAAUACCAUGCCGAACAUAAGCGCUGCAUGACUAAUGCUGAGCUGGAUGUGGAUGAAUGUCAGGAUCGGGGAUUAUGUCGUAAUGGGCGCUGUGUAAAUACACCUGGCUCUUUUCACUGCGAGUGUACAGCUCCAUGGACCUUGGACCCCCUGGGGAGGCACUGUAAUCCUCCUGACACACAAGCAGAUCGCACUGACGCACUGGAUAUCUGCUGGAGGAUGCGUGGUACAGAUGGAAUUUGCGCUCAUCCAAUGCAUGGCCCCCAGUUGUCACUGACUGAAUGUUGCUGUAGACAAGGCCACGGUUGGGGUCUGAGGUGCCUCUCCUGUCCACCUAGGCAUGCUCUGGCGUGCUCGGUCUCUCACAGUGGGGCUAAUUCAUUCUGGGAGUCCAGCGCUCACAAUCUAAAGAAGUCCAGAGGAGAUGUGGACAGCUCAGAGGAGGUGUCUGAGGAGUGCCCAUGUGUGAAUGGUCGCUGCGUGAAAGGUCCUCAUGGAGUCACAUGUGAGUGCCAAGGAGGUUUCCAGCUGGACAUCACUCGGACCCGCUGCAAUGAUCUGGACGAGUGCAGACAGAAAAAUCCAAGAGGACCACUCUGCAAAAAUAGCCGUUGUAUAAACACGGUGGGAUCAUUCCGGUGUGUGUGUAAAUCGGGGUACACGCGAUCUCGUCACCCCCACAUCUGCAACCCACAGAGAAAAAGAUAGUUUGUUCCCCACAGAGCAACAACCCCCCCAGAAUGCAGCUAAUCGAACUGAAGUGCCUCAAGGAAACCAAGUUCUAUAAAUCUUUGAGUAAAGAGUGAGACAUAUAUAAGAUGUGUGGUAACCAAGGUAUUUGUAAGAUAAAGAAGCAUUAAGAAAUAUUUUUGUACAGUACAGUACACUUUUGUGGUAGCAUUCAGUUUAUCUCAUACUUAUAUUAUCUAUAUAUUUAUAAAAAGGGUAGUUGACUGCACCCUUCAUGUACAGACAGGGGGCAAUUCAGAGCAGAACAGAUCCGCGUGUCUGUACUGCAUUCGCCUGGUCUGCCCACGUGCGCCUGCUUGACUAUACACCUUGCGGCCGCAUCUUUAUAGAAUGUGGCCGCAAGCUGAUUGACAGCAGCAAGCAUUCGGGGGGCAGCGACAUGGCGUUUUUUGUGCGUGGCAGGCCAAACAGGUGCGUGCGGGGAGCAUUUUCAGGGCGGCUGCAUGACGUCACACACAGCCGCUCCUAUAAAAAAAAUGGCAGCGGACCGCCUGACAGCGCAGCCUGGCUGCGCAGGCACGGUACAACAUUAAAUCGAUACAUCUGCAAUUAAAUUCAGCUGGUGAGGAGAUGGAGGCAGAUCUUGCCGCGAAUGCAGUGAUCUGCGUCUGUCUCUGAAUAACCCCCAUAAUGCUUUAUAGGUAUAUUCAAGGCAAUUUGUUUCAGCAACAAAGGACCACUAUGUAUGCGUGUGUCUAUGUAUGUAUAUAUGUAAAUAGCGGUAUGAUUUAUUAUCCAGAAUACCUGGGACUGCAGCAUAUAUUUUCUGUCUGUAAUUUGGUGCUCUGUUCCUAAAAUACUACAAAGUAUAAUUAAAAAUAAACAUGUCUUUUCUCGCA
Messenger RNA from Pseudophryne corroboree (corroboree frog), 5011 nucleotides. It is a transcript of the gene LTBP3, whose product is annotated as latent transforming growth factor beta binding protein 3. Gene Ontology annotation, molecular function: calcium ion binding. The record is from RefSeq and is a predicted model, not a curated record. Lineage: Eukaryota; Metazoa; Chordata; Amphibia; Anura; Myobatrachidae. Bases 678 to 4130 code for a protein of 1150 amino acids. The transcript is spliced from 25 exons.